This is a messenger RNA of Miscanthus lutarioriparius, 2115 nucleotides long. Lineage: Eukaryota; Viridiplantae; Streptophyta; Magnoliopsida; Poales; Poaceae. The record is from the annotation of a GenBank genome assembly.
AUGUCCGGAUUCGUCGGGGUCGUCGUGUCCGACCCCUCGCUGCAGGGGCAGUUCACGCAGGUCGAGCUCCGGUCGCUCAAGGCCAAGUUCGUGUCUCUGAAGAGAGAUUCCGGCCAUGUCACCACUAAGAAUCUUCCGGGGCUGAUGAAGAAGCUGAGGGGGCUCAAUGAGGUGGUCUCUGAGGAGGAGAUCGCGGCCUUCCUGUCGGAGUCGUACCCCGACAGCGAUCAGGAGAUUGAAUUUGAGUCCUUCCUCCGGGAGUAUCUGAAUCUGCAGGCGCGGGUGAGUGCCAAGGGAGGUGGUGCCGGCGGUGGCGGGGGUGGCAAGUCGUCGUUCCUCAAGUCCAGCACCACUACGCUGCUGCACAAUCUCAAUCAGGCAGAGAAAUCGUCGUAUGUGGCGCACAUCAAUACUUACCUCCGUGAAGACCCAUUCCUGAAGAAGUACUUGCCCAUCGACCCGUCUGGAAACCAGCUGUUCGAUCUCAUCCGGGACGGUGUUCUGCUCUGCAAAUUGAUCAAUGUAGCUGUACCAGGGACCAUUGAUGAGAGGGCAAUAAAUAAGAAAAGAGUUCUUAACCCAUGGGAGAGAAAUGAAAAUCACACACUCUGCCUCAAUUCUGCCAAGGCCAUUGGAUGCACUGUUGUCAACAUUGGCACACAGGAUUUGGUGGAGGGAAGGCCUCAUUUAGUUCUUGGAUUGAUAUCACAAAUCAUAAAGAUUCAACUUUUGGCUGAUCUGAACCUCAAGAAGACACCGCAGCUGGUGGAGCUAUUUGAUGACAGCAAGGAUAUAGACGAGGUUUUGAGCUUGUCACCAGAAAAGAUGCUACUUCGGUGGAUGAACCAUCAUCUGAAAAAAGCUGGCUACAAGAAAACUGUUAACAAUUUCUCUUCAGAUGUGAAGGAUGGUGAAGCCUAUGCUUACCUUCUGAAAGCUCUUGCUCCAGAGCAUUCCCCUGAAACUACAUUGGACACCAAAGAUCCGGAUGAGAGGGCAAAACUGGUACUUGAACAAGCGGAGAAGUUGGACUGUAAGAGAUACUUGACCCCAAAGGAUAUUACUGAGGGAUCUGCAAAUUUAAAUCUUGCAUUUGUUGCACAAAUAUUCCAGCAUAGGAAUGGUCUAACCAGUGACACCAAACAAGAUACUCUGACACAGACAGCAACACGUGAUGAUGUUCUAUUAUCUAGAGAAGAAAGAGCCUUUCGGAUGUGGAUCAACAGCCUUGGGGUUGAAUCAUAUGUGAACAAUGUCUUUGAAGAUGUUCGCAAUGGAUGGGUACUUCUUGAAGUACUUGACAAGGUGUCUCCUGGAUCUGUCAAUUGGAAGCUGGCAACAAAACCUCCAAUUAAAUUUCCAUUUAGAAAACUGGAGAAUUGCAAUCAGGUUGUAAAAAUUGGGAAGCAAUUAAAGUUUUCUUUAGUAAAUCUAGCUGGGAAUGAUAUUGUUCAGGGAAACAAGAAAUUGAUUGUUGCACUUCUGUGGCAAUUGAUGAGAUUCAAUAUCCUCCAGCUGUUAAACAAACUGAGAUCCCACUCCCAAGGGUCCCAAGGAAAAGAAAUUUCUGAUGCCGAUAUUCUAAACUGGGCCAACAGCAAAGUGAAAGCGUCCGGAAGAACAUCUCGAAUGGAAAGUUUCAAGGACAAGAGCUUAUCAAAUGGAUUGUUCUUCCUUGAGCUUCUUAGCACAGUACAGCCACGGGUUGUGAACUGGAAAGUUGUUACUAAAGGGGAAGCUGAUGAGGACAAGAAGCUGAAUGCUACCUACAUCAUUAGUAUUGCAAGGAAGAUUGGAUGCUCUGUGUUUCUGUUGCCAGAGGACAUCGUCGAGGUGAAUCAGAAGAUGAUCCUAACACUUACUGCUAGCAUUAUGUAUUGGAGCCUACAGAAACAGCCUCAGUCACAAUCUGAAAUGCCAGAACAAUCAGAACCAUCUAGCAUGACUUCAGAUGCAGCCUCUGACAUUGCCUCGGAGGAUGGUGCUUCAACAACAGCACCAUCUGAGUCGGAAGAGGUGAACUCGCUGUCUGACAACAUAUCGAAUUUGACAAUGGAUGAUGCUACUUCAAACGCCCCAUCUGCUGAAAACGGAAAUGGUGUGGCAGGGUCCUGA